Closterium sp. Naga37s-1 is the source of this 2433-nucleotide messenger RNA. Lineage: Eukaryota; Viridiplantae; Streptophyta; Zygnematophyceae; Desmidiales; Closteriaceae. The record is from the annotation of a GenBank genome assembly.
AUGGUUCUAGCCAAAGUGAAGAGAACAGCAGAGGCGUUUCUUGGGAAGAAGGUUAAAAACGCCGUGGUUACGGUCCCUGCAUAUUUUAAUGAUUCACAGAGGAAGGCCACUAAGGACGCGGCCGUUAUAGCGGGUCUGAAUGUAUUGAGGAUAAUCAACGAGCCUACAGCAGCGGCGAUCGCGUACGGAUUGGAUAAGAAGGGGAUCUGGUGUGGAGAGAGAAACGUGGUGAUAUUCGAUAUGGGCGGCGGAACGUUUGACGUGUCGCUAUUGACGGUUGAGGAGGGGAUAUUCGAGGUCAAGGCUACAGCGGGGCAUACUCAUUUGGGAGGGGAGGAUUUUGACAACCGGCUGGUCGAUUUCUUCCUGCGGGAGUUCAAGCGCAAGCACAAGGAGGACAUCAGCAGCAACCCCCAUGCUAUCAGCCGCCUAAAACUGGCCUGCGAGAGGGCCAAGCGCACUCUUUCCUUUACUACGCAAACGACCAUCGAAAUCGACUCCCUGCAUGAGGGGAUCGACCUUUACAGCACAAUUACGCGGGCACGUAAUGAGGAGCUCAACGCAGAUCUGCUGAGGCAGAGCAUAGAGCCUGUCGAGAAGUGCCUCAAAGAUGCGAAAAUCGACAAGGGGGCGAUUCACGACGUUGUUCUGGUUGGCGGUUCCACCCACAUCCCCAAAGUGCAGCAGCUCUUGCAAGAUUAUUUCAACGGAAAGAAUCUCUGCAAGAGCAUCAACCCCGAAGAGGCUGUGGCUUAUGGUGCCGCUGUUCAAGCUGCGAUUUUUACAGGGCAAGAGGGCAAAGAGUUGGAAGAUAUUCUUCUGCUGGAUGUGAAUCCGAUUUCACUCGGAGUGGAGACGGUUGGAGGGGUGAUGACGUCAGACGCCAUGGCCCUCUCCCUGUGCGCGAAGACGAGCCUCGUCUCGGCCGCGGGCCUGCAGCAGCGCAGCGCUGCCCAGGAGAGAAGGCAGACCGGCGCCUCGCUCUCAGCGUCGCUCGCCCACUCAGCCGCUGCUCCUUCGUUCAAGGCCUUCGAUGGCAUGCGCGCUAACUCCGCCUCCUCCUCCUCCUCCUCCUUCCUGUCCGGCGCUAAGAUCGCUGCGCCUGUGGCCACGGAGGGCUCUGCUGCUGCCGCUGCUGAGAAGGGUUUCACCCUGACCAUUGUGGCGGGCAGGAACAGCAAGAAGAUUCAAGGAAGGAAGCUCCGCGUCGCCGUUAUCGGAGGCGGCCCGGCCGGUGGGUGCGCGGCGGAGACGCUGGCGGAGAACGGCAUCGAGACGUUCCUCAUCGAGCGCAAGCUCGACAACGCCAAGCCCUGCGGUGGCGCCAUCCCCCUCUGCAUGGUCGACGAAUUCCAGCUUCCCCAGGAGAUCAUCGACAGGCGCGUGACCAAGAUGAAGAUGAUUUCCCCUUCCAACGUGGAGGUGGACGUCGGCCGCACGCUCGGCAAGGAGGAGUACAUCGGCAUGGUGCGCCGCGAGGUGCUCGACGCCUUCCUGCGCAACCGCGCGCAGUCGUACGGCGCAACGGUCAUCAACGGGCUGUACCUGAGGAUGGACAUGCCCAAGGAUGACGACAGCCCCUACGUCAUCCACUACUCCGACUACGCCGGCGACUCCAAGGUCGGCGUGCCCAAGACUCUGGAGGUGGACGCCAUCAUCGGCGCUGACGGCGCCAACAGCAGGGUGGCCAAGGACAUCGACGCGGGCGACUACGACUACGCCAUUGCCUUCCAGGAGCGUAUCCGUCUGCCCGAGGACAAGAUGGCAUACUACGAGGAUCUCGCGGAGAUGUACGUGGGCGAUGACGUGUCGCCCGACUUCUAUGGAUGGGUGUUCCCCAAGUGCGACCACGUGGCUGUCGGCACCGGCACCGUCAUCAACAAGCCCGCCAUCAAGCAAUACCAGACCGCCACCAGGAACCGCGCCAAGGACAAAAUCGAGGGAGGCAAGAUCAUCCGUGUGGAGGCUCACCCCAUCCCCGAGCACCCCCGCCCCCGCCGGACUUCCAACCGCGUCGCCCUUGUUGGUGAUGCUGCUGGCUACGUCACCAAGUGCUCAGGCGAGGGCAUCUACUUUGCGGCCAAGUCUGGGCGCAUGGCAGCGGAGGCGAUCGCAGAGGGAUCUGAGAAGGGCACUCGCAUGGUGGACGAAUCUGACCUGCGCGUGUACCUGGACAAGUGGGACAAGAAGUACUGGGCCACCUACAAGGUGCUGGACAUUCUCCAGAAGGUGUUUUACCGCUCCAACCCUGCUCGCGAGGCGUUCGUUGAGAUGUGUGCGGACGACUACGUGCAGAAGAUGACGUUCGACAGCUACCUCUACAAGACGGUCGUGCCGGGCAACCCCCUCGAUGACCUCAAGCUGGCCGUCAACACCAUCGGCAGCCUGAUUCGCGCGAAUGCUCUUCGCAAGGUCGCCCUCGAGAAGGCCUAG